AUGGCGUCGUUUGCUGCCAGCUCAGCCGGCGAUAACACGCUUGAUUCUCCCGCUCCCUCUCUCGCCGAACCGUCAGCAGCGGCGGCAGCAGCUUCUGCUCCGGUUGGGGCAGAUGUCCCGCCUUGCCCCGCCCCUGUACCCCCUCUCCUCUGGCGCCCCCUUGGUGUGCCUCCCUCCUCCUCCAACGAGAUCUCCUCUGUGGCAUUGCGCCUCUUCCGCUUCUUGCCCCUCUCGCUCCGCCGCGCCCACCGCGACCACCGCGGGCUGCGGUUUCUCCUCUUGCGGGAGUCACGGUGUUUCGUCCACCCCGUCCAGCUUGUGGCGCCCUUCCCGCCGGCAGCCACGGUGUUUGUGUACUUGCUGCGGGCUGACUUGUGCCUUCGUCUCCCUCGCAUGCUUCGUGUGAUGGAGGUGGAUGCGCUUGCGCUUGUGGCAACUGCCCUUGCAGAAGCCAGCCCCGGAGGGGUCCCGGGGCGCCAGGUCCCAGCCCUGCUCCGGGCCGCCUCGGCGCUGGCUGGGCGCGGAGCUUCUUCCCGGCUUUCGCGCGGGCGGCGUGGGCAGCAGCACCGGUCCCGCGAGGCUGUCUAUCACUCCCCCCCUGGCCGCGCCCCUGCGUGCUUGCGUCCGCGGCAGCAGCAGACGUUCCGGCGCUCGCAGCGUCAGCCGCACCGACCUCCUCGGCCAGAUCGACUUCGCGUACCUCCUCUGCAACUGCCGCAGCUGCAGCCGCCAGUUCAGGUAGUGCGACAGUCUCCAUGGCAGCGGGCGAAAAUGAGCCGACGCCAGCGCCAGCAACAGCGGCGAUCUCAGGCGCCACCUCCACCUCCUCUCCAGUCCCCGGUUCAGCCGCCUCCCCCUCUGCUGGCCACACAGGCGCAGCUAUCUCCAGCAGCGCCGGCGGACCAGGUACAGCCGAUGACGCCGCCGCUGCCGACCAGCUCUGCGCCGGCUCCCCUUCUUCCGCCACCGCCUCCUCGGUCCUCCGCCUUGACUGCUCCGCCAGCAGUGCCAGCGGGGUAUCCGCAGUUGUUUCUUGGCGGCCGUCAAAUCCCAAUUCCGUGGGAUGUGCUGGGGUACCCAGUGGCAGGAGAAGGCCCCGUUGUGCCGCCUGCACCAACCCUUGACGAGCGCUGGAGCCUGUGGGAGGAACGUUCACCUGCGGAGAGGCUGCUGCUCGUCGAGCAGCACGUAGUGACCGCAGGCUACUGCCUGAACCAGGUGGCAACGAUCCUGGAUCAGCUCCACGCGUGCCUGGUGCGCCGCAAGGUGAAGUGCCCGCCUCUAGCAGCGGGGGAGCGGGAGCUGGCCGCUGCUGCAGCGGACGAGGUGCUGGAGUCUCUCCCACAGUUGGGGCUAGAUAUGGGGUCUCCCGGGAUUGCCGCUGGCCCUGGGCCGGCUGCCGUGAGGCGCCUGGCAGCAUGUGCUCAGCAGGGUCCAUUCGGCUUGCUUCCGGCCGCGGCAUCCGUGCUGCGCUGGUUGGACGGCCGGCUGGUGUGGCUCCUUGUAGAGUAG
Molecule: messenger RNA, 1512 nt
Organism: Closterium sp. Naga37s-1
Lineage: Eukaryota; Viridiplantae; Streptophyta; Zygnematophyceae; Desmidiales; Closteriaceae
Source: the annotation of a GenBank genome assembly